AUCUUCACAAGAGUGUGAUGAAUGAUAACAGCGCAUGCACACUCGGGUUUCUGGUAUAGUACACCCUUGACUUUUGAGUGUCAGCUGGAUACGAACCGCAAUGGAUAUGGAAACGAUGUUCUACACAGUGGCAGAAGUGCUGAUCGCUGUUAGCUGCUGUCUGGGUAACCUGCUGGUCAUUUUGGCACUGUGGGUCAGUAAGAACAUUAAGCAGCCUACCUUCUGCCUGAUCGUGUCUCUGGCUGUAGCUGACUUUAUGGUUGGUUGUGUGGCCAUACCGAUGGCUGUGGUGGUGGACGGACGGGUGCAGACUUCAUUCAACACCUGUCUUUUCAUCUGCUGUGUGGUCGUCCUCUUGACUCUGGUUUCAGUUCUGACUCUGCUGGCUAUUGCAGUGGACCGUUUCCUCCGGGUGUAUAUUCCUCUAAGGUACAAAAGGACUGUAACACAGAGACACUCUUUCCUUGUGGUAGCAGUAUGUUGGCUUGUUGCAACACCACUGAGUUUUGCGCCCAUGCUUGGAUGGUACAACCACACAAACCUGUCUCAGUCCAAUUCUACAAUUGUCUGCCAGUUUGUCUCUGUGAUCCCCAUGUCUUACCUGGUUUACUUCAAUUUUUUUCUCUGUACCUUGACACCUCUGUUAGUCAUGACUGGGCUGUACAGUUAUAUAUUCUGCAGCAUUCGUGGAAACCUUCGAGAAAAACCAGGCAACAGAGCCCAAAACCAAAACCAGUCUCUGAUGUACCUGAAGAAAGAGAAACAGCUGGCAGGAUCUCUAUGCCUGGUCUUGGUUCUGUUUGCCCUGUCCUGGCUCCCGCUCCACAUAAUGAACUGUAUUGUGUACUUUGGCAGUCCGACUGAUGUACCAGUUACAGCUUUCUAUGUAGGCAUUUUGCUUUCUCAUGCUAACUCUGCCGUCAACCCAGUUGUGUAUGCGUUCAAAAUACAGAAGAUCAGGGCUGGCUAUCUGGAUAUUUGGAGACGGUGUAGUCCGUGCACAGCAGAAAAACAGAAAUCUUCAACUAUUCAGACAACAGACAGCUGUCCCAGCAGUAACGUUGUCAUUGUGACAAACAAUGACUGAAGGCAGAUCUAUGAUGGUCUGAAUAACCAUUAUAGUUAAACAUGGUAAAACAUGUCACAUGUGAAUAUGUAUUUAACUCCAAAAGCUACAAUUUCUUUGAAUCAGGUUGUAUUGGUAUGAGCACUGAAUGAACUGUUACGUUCAGGACAGAUGGUGAACAUGCACGUGUUUCUGUGUCACAGAGAAAACGUAAAAUCCCCACUUGUAACCAAAAGUUUUAUUUUUACGCUGAAGUUUCACAUCAGGGCUUUUGCUGUUCCAGUUCAGGUUCCAGUUCUUCAUGUUCAUUUCAGCAGCUUCCGCUCUGACUUUAUUCCUUAAAAACAUACAUGGCAGUAAACAAACCAGGCCUGUGAUGCUGAAUGAUUUAUCUCGUAUUACGAUGAAACUGAGCGUCCUUGGAAAACCUACAGCUCUACAGUUCGCUCUGUUGCUGCGCUCCAUUAUAUCUGCUGCCUGGUGUAACAGCCACACCACAAAAGCCAGUGAGUCAGCUCAUCUCUGACUCGACAAACAUGAAACCCAUGUUGAAACUGUGUCUCAGUCCUUCACUAGUGCCAUUAAUAGAUUUUUCAUCUGUAAAGCACUUUUAGACAAACUUCUUUUUGCAGAACUGUGAUUCAUAAUCUUUCGUAAAAUAAUGGAGAUCAGAACGAGUUUGUUUUCUGCUGCAACCAGCGGUAAAAGUCUGCAGAAGGAACACAUUUCUCAAGACAAUGGUUUUGCAACUUUUUUAUUUUUUCGUGCAAUGUCACCUUUUUUGUAGCAUUUGUGUUUUACUUGUAUUAUAUUCUGUUUCAUCAUCCUGUAAAUUAUCAUCAUUAUUUUUUGGUUAAACGUGAUUUAAUAUGCAUUUUGAGAGACUCAGUUGAAGUUUCUCACUGUUGUUUUUCUACUGUGUCAUUCUAUCUCUCAUGUGCGUGUGAGCAAAUGUGUGGUAAGAUUUGACAUUUUUUUUUCUUCUUCACAGCUAUGUGCUGUGGGUUUUUUUCUUUAUACACAACACAUUUGUGUUACUGAAGUUUGAGUAAAUUGUGUUUGAUGUUUUAUGCUGCCUUUUAGGCAGUAUUGCUUGCAGCCUGCAUUAAACAGUUUAUGUAAAUUUAAAAGCCACUAUAAUCCUCUGACGUGUGUUAAAAAACAGUUUCUGUCUGUCCUGUGCUAAUGGACUGCACUUUCAAACAUAAAAUCUUUAAACAGUG
Messenger RNA from Mugil cephalus (flathead mullet), 2289 nucleotides. RefSeq names its product adenosine receptor A1-like. Bases 101 to 1087 code for a protein of 328 amino acids. Gene Ontology annotation, molecular function: G protein-coupled adenosine receptor activity. Gene Ontology annotation, biological process: G protein-coupled adenosine receptor signaling pathway. Lineage: Eukaryota; Metazoa; Chordata; Actinopteri; Mugiliformes; Mugilidae. Gene Ontology annotation, cellular component: membrane; dendrite; synapse. The record is from RefSeq and is a predicted model, not a curated record. The transcript is spliced from 2 exons.